Messenger RNA from Mesocestoides corti, 1971 nucleotides. Lineage: Eukaryota; Metazoa; Platyhelminthes; Cestoda; Cyclophyllidea; Mesocestoididae. The record is from the annotation of a GenBank genome assembly.
AUGGGGCUUCACUUAAAGUGCAGUGUUUCUGUUGAGGAGUUGUCCUCAAAAUAUGGACCUAUCAAGCGAACUAUAAAAUUAAUCAAAGCCCGAAUUGCAUUGGUCAAAUCAGAUAAUGGUUGUCUCAUUAUCCGUAUUACUCCUAUCGGUCCUCACAGCUAUUCCAAAAGCCUGGGCUACAUUGUCUCUGAACCUACUCUUCACAAAAAAUUUCUAAGACAAGGCAAAGCAACAAUUGUUCUCGUGGAGAACGCGUGGAAAAGGUUUUCUAAUGUAACUCGCCGUCGAUCUCUCCUACCUGUUGAUGUGCCAAACACAUCCCUAUCCUUGCUCGAUGAACUGAGCCCUCUUCGAAUCCUACCCUCGUCCAAUUGCAAUUCUGUUCCUGUAAGCGGCUCUUUAACGGCCCUUGACUUGUCUCCUAUUGGUAAGCCCGUUAAGUCUAAUUCCACCGGAUCAACCUCCCGCAACCUCAUGUCAACACCUAUACGGAAGCCGAAGAAUCGUGAGGGAAUGCAGGUUAAAAGGCCUUCACUGCCAAUCAAACUCGGCACGGAGGAAAGCUUCAGUCACGUUUUAGAAGAUAUGUCCAACAAAACUACGCUAACCGCAUCUGGAACAACAGAGCAAGCUCGUGUUAUCAGUUUGGUAAAGCGCGGUGUGAACGUGUUUUGCACCGGAGGAGCCGGAACUGGAAAGUCACAUUUACUUCGAAAAAUAGUGGGAAUUCUACCUCCUGCUGAGACGGCGGUCGUGGCCAGCACUGGUGUGGCAGCAAGCUUAAUCGGUGGCACCACUGUUCACGCCUUUUCGGGUAUUGGUCAAAUGUUGGACUCAACUACGGAACCAGAAGACCUCUCCGAUUCAUGGAUUACCUCUGUCCGCCAGCGCUUCCUAUCCGACCACCAUCUUGUCGCCCGUUGGAAACGUAUUCGCAGGAUAAUAAUUGAUGAAGUGUCAAUGAUAAGUAGUCGCGUGUUUACUCGGCUUGAAGCUCUAGCCCGUAUUGCACGCGAUAACUACGAUAGUGGAAUGACCUUCGGAGGUGUUCAAGUAAUUGCAUUUGGUGAUUUCUUCCAACUUCCACCAGUCGUUUUACCUUCUGUUGGUACCAAAGUCGAAGGAAAGUUUGCGUUUGAUUCUCCAGCAUGGAAGGCAUGUCGAUUUCAGAAUAUUGAGUUGCAGACGGCCUGGCGACAGGCUGGGGAUUCUGAGUAUUAUCGUUUGCUCAAUGAAGUGCGAGAGGGAAGGUGUCCGUUUUGGGUUCGAAAGGCGCUUGAGUCUCGUACUUGCACUGAGACCAACAAGAAGCAAACAUUUCAUGAAGCUACCAUCCGCCUGUGCACUCAUCGCCGUGACGCUGAAAUCAGGAACCGAGAAAAGCUGGAAAGUUUGUCAGGUGAGAACAAAGUAUUUUUAGCGAAAGAUACUGGCCCUCCAAGUUUUCGUCCCCCAUCGUCCACAUUUGUUGCACCUACUAGGCUUGAGCUCAAGGUUGGCUCCCAGGUAAUGCUUAUUCGGAACCUAGACAUAACUCGUGGUCUUGUGAACGGCACCCGCGGUGUAGUUGAAAGCUUCACUCCCCCUUCAGAGGGAUCUUUUCCAGAAGUCCGCUUUUUCACAUCAGCGCGAGGUUCCAUCCGCGAGGUAAAUUUAGUUGUACGACCAGAGCGGUGGACUGCUACUCUUUCCGCUGGAGGCAACGGUGGGGAAGUACAAUUUACAAGAUGUCAAUUGCCUCUCUGUUUGGCUUGGGCGAUCUCAAUUCACAAAAGCCAGGGCAUCACCCUCGAUGACGUAGAGGUUGAAUUGUCUAAGGUGUUUGAACACGGUCAAGCGUAUGUAGCUCUAUCGCGUUGUCGUAGCCUCAGCGGACUGCGCCUUUUAGACUGGCGCCCUGAAUGCAUCCGUGUCGAUCCCGCGGUAAUAAGAUUUUACCGCGAAAUUCGGGGAUCAAGAACAGACCCCUAG